This is a messenger RNA of Amoebophrya sp. A120, 3637 nucleotides long. The record is from the annotation of a GenBank genome assembly. NCBI's taxonomy places the organism in Eukaryota, Dinophyceae, Syndiniales, Amoebophryaceae.
AGAAAAGCUUCACGCAAUAUAGCAUCGUCCUCGGUAAAACAAGUUUUUGACAUGGCGAACCGUAUGCACUGACUGCCAAAGCCUUGCUUCUUAUCACCGUCGUCAAGUAGUUUGCUGCUGCAACAACGUAAACGGCACGCGAAGGUCUUCAUCUCCUCCAUAUCCCUCCUUCCUACGUGUGCGUGUAUCUUUUGGCUGUACACAUCAGCAGGCCUAAGCUUUUCAUCAGAUGUUCGGUCCUCCUGGUAGAAGUUCUUCCCGUUUCGUCUUGAAUAAAGCCGCACCGAAAAUAAGCACCAGAUCUGGCCCUCAACAUUUUUCACCAGCACGAAGACCUCCAGCUGCACGAGGAGGAUGGCCAGCUUGCGUUCGUGUUUUGUUUAUGCCAAAGGACGACGAGGAGAGCCGGAGCUGCAGGACGUUUGCCAGCUGCAGGGUUCGCUUCCUCGCGACGUCGAGCUCUGGUGCAGAGGCAGCCAGCUUCGCAGAAACCGUCGUGGACGAGAACAACAAAAGCAGUCUUUACGACGACCUCGACCCCUAUUCCAAAACCGUCUGCAAAGUCGUGGACGAAAUCGGUCCGUCCGUCGUCAGCAUCGGAGCCGCGCGCGCCGCCAAUCUCUUGCAGCCUGGCGGCCAGCAGCACCCACAAUUGAACCCGAACCAGGGCGGCGGCCAACCGUUGCAAAUGGGCCAGGGUAGCGGAUUCGUGUUGUCGCACAAGGAAGGCUUGAUUCUGACGAAUCACCAUGUCAUCCACCAAGCAACGCAAAUCUCCGUCACGUUCACGACCGACGAGUCUUUCAAUAUGGCGGUCUCAAACGUUGGUACUAAUUCUCAACUCUUACAGAAAUAAAUUUGCGAUGCAGGAAUAGCAAAUAAAGCGAAAGCAGGGGCCUUGCGCGUUUUGCAUUACAAAUUCGCGGCAACGCAUUAUUUCCUUGCUGAUGUACCCCGUCUCUAAAAGUAGCUUCAUCGUGUGGAUGUUCGUUUUGAAUUUGAUGGUAUGUAAUUUUGCAGGACAAAUCAAGGUGUUGUGUAAUAGCUGGGAGUGUGCUUAACAACGUUUGAGCGUCCCAUACUCAAGGCGGAAGUUGUCGGGUCGGACCCCAGCACGGACAUCGCUCUGCUGCGGAUCAGCAAACAACUCUUCGCCUCUUCAUCCUCGGAUACCCAAUUCGCGAAGCAGCUAAAACCAUUGCAGUUGAAGACGCCCGAAAACACGAAAAACGGAGAAAAGCUGCAAAUUGCCCGAGUUGGGCAGCUGUGCAUCGCGAUCGGGAAUCCGUUGGGGUUUCAGUCGACAGUGUCCGCCGGGGUGAUUUCAGCUUUGAACAGAACGCUGCGGUCGCAAUCCGGAAUAUCCUGUGCAAAAGUUAAAGUAUCGUACUCGUUGCAUUGCAAGCAUGCAUUACAAAGCUUUUUCCUAAGGUAAAUCAGCAUCACAAAUUUUAUUUCUCAUGCUGAGGAAAUCGAAAUUUGUAAUGCAUUUAUACGAGUGCGAUGGCGAUACUUUCGCAGUUCAUACGGAAGGCUGAUUGACAACGUGAUCCAAACCGACGUCGCGAUCAAUCCGGGGAAUUCCGGCGGGCCCUUGGUCAACAGCAACGGUGAAGUUCUGGGAAUGAACACGGCGAUCAUCCUAUCAACUGUAAAAAUGUCUGGGUCUGGAAGAAUUCAUGUUUGUCAUGCUUGUCUGGCGUGACUCUUAAAUCUGUCAUGCACGUUACCCAAGAGCUUCGCUUUUCUGUGAUGCAGAAGCGCAGUUUGUCAUGCAGAAUAGGCAACACCUAGGAGCUCAGAAACUUGUCAUGCUGGGCCAGCAUCUGUAGCCUCAUCAUGAGACGCCACCCAGCAUCACAAGUUUCCAGACAUCCAGGGAUUUUUACUUUUGAUAUAUCCAGGGCGCGAACAACAUCGCGUUCGCAGUCCCGUCUAUCGCAAGAAAAAACUGUUUCACUGUGAACUUGUGAUGCAGAGAAUGGAGCACAGAACGAUUUGUCUUGCUACACCUGCAAGACAUUGGAUUUUUCAGCGUGUUUUCCCUUGGGAAGACCGCAUGGCAAAUUUUCUGUGUCAUGUGUAACAAACUUGUGAUGCAGAUCUUGCAAGAUCAUCACAGUGAAACAGUUUUUUCGUGGGAUAUCGUCCACCACAAUCAGCUGGGUCUGCUCGCAGUUGCUGACCAAGGGGAAAGUUUUACGCGGGUACAUUGGCGUCGCCGGGUUUGCACGGCCGGUUCGGCCGCAACUGGCCCGGCGGUGGAAAUUAGGUCUCAACUCCACGUAUGCCUUGCAAAACAAAAUAUCGUACUAGUAGGAAUAUUAGCAUGACAAAUAAGAUGCAGCAUGACAAAUUGACAAACGGAAUUUGUAGUGCUGUUUUAGUACCUUAGGAAGCAGGGGAUUUGUCAUGCAGUACUGCGAUAAUUAGUACUGUACAACUACGAGUGCGAUACAACUUUUGCAGUCCAUACCACGAUCUUUCAAAUCGCCGGGAUCGCAGAACACUCGCCCGCCUACAACGCGGGUCUGAUGCCGGGGGAUUUGGUGUUGUCAGUUGACUAUCAACUGCAAAUAUGUCUGGGUCUGGAAGAGUCGGGGUUUGUCAUGCACGUUCUGCAUGACCCCUGAGGUCUGUGAUGCAGGUCCUAGCAUCACUGAGUUUUUGAUGAGGGCUUCUUGAUGCUUAUCAUGCAUGAGAAAUGCCCUCUCCGCGUGCCAAGAACUGAACUCCUCUUGCUGCUCAUGCAACACAGAUAUUUUUAGAUUCCGCAGGCGCAAUACAAGUUCCAGCCUUCCAGACCCAGACAUAUGUGCACUUCAUAGUGACUCCGAGCCGGUCGGGAGCAUCGAUGAUUUGUUCCGGAUACUGUCUGCCAGAACAAUUUCAUCUGGAGGCGCGACAGCACAAUCCUCAAAAUCAAAAUCAGCAAAGGACAGCGCCGAUCCACGUGGGUCCUCUACUACCUCCUCCGAAUCGAACAAGAUUGAGGUGAUGAUUAUCCGCCGUACCGAGGUUUUGAAAAAAUCGAUCGAAGUGGAUUACACGAGUGGAAAUCAAGGUGGGAUGAACAGUAAUUCGGGUGGUCCACCGGGCGGCAGUGGUGGCCCUGGCGGGGGUGGUUCAUCUUCAGGCGGCGGCCCGCGAAUUUUGCGGCAGAUGCAGCACGAUCAUGCGGGGAAGAACCCGGCUGGGGAUGCAGCUCAUUUCAUCCACCCAGCGCUUUCGCUUUUCGAUCACUGGACGAGGGUGUGGUGAAAUUCUCAUCAUGACAUGAUCACCGUGUUUCUGGCGUUUCUGGAAUUCGAAUUGCGCUGAAGAGACCCUGUGGCAGCUUCUCCCAAAGAAGGAGCUCAUACCUCGCACGUACUAAAGUAAGAGAUGGAACAAGAUGUUUUACUGUAGAAAACAAGGCGUGUAGGUUUCACAAUUGCGCCUGCACCGCCCAUGCCCCCGCGCCAUCAAAGCUUGUACUUGUUUUGAUACGCAAAAUGUAUCAAACAAGAUCAACGAACACUGGCACGCGCGCGCAUUGCAAAAUGAAAGAAAAUGAUCCUGCUGUGCCUUUCAGGCAAGUUGAAAACCAUCAGAUCGUUUUUUUUUGAAAAAACCUCUUGAAAUUAAAAAAUUAGUG